Messenger RNA from Misgurnus anguillicaudatus (oriental weatherfish), 1234 nucleotides. The record is from RefSeq and is a predicted model, not a curated record. Lineage: Eukaryota; Metazoa; Chordata; Actinopteri; Cypriniformes; Cobitidae.
AAUCAACAAAAUGUGACGCGACUUAACAGAAUGAAUACACUUAAAGCCUUUAUGAUACAAGAAAAAUUGAAGGUCAAAGACUUUGGGGUGAGUGGAUUUCAAUUUACAUAGAAGUUUAUUCAGUUUGUUGGAAACAUAAAGCACGGCACGCGCCUCACUGCAGGAGCGCGGGUGCGGCCAGCCCAGCGCGCGCACACUGCUUUAUCUGACUGGAAUGGCGAAAACUUCUGAGUAAAGGGAAACCUCACCUAUAAAAGCUCCUCCUGGACGAUAAGUCGAUGACAAACAGAAACUGAAGACAGAACUUCUGACAGCUGCCAUGAAUCUACACCUCCUCUCAUCUCUGCUGCUCUGUGCCGUUUGCAGUGGAGUAUUUUUCAUAAAUCCGACCGCCGUUCAGGCGUCUGCGCUGGAUCAUGUGACUGUGAUGUCAGCAUCAGGGGAGGGGCUUCAGAGUGCUGUGGGUGAAGAUUUAGAACCUGAGGAUGAUCAGGAUCCAUCAGGAAUGUUCAAUGACCCAAACUUGCUUAGAGUACAUCAGGUCAAUAAAGAAGAGGAGACGACUCAGAAACGCUCCGGACGCAGAAAGAACAAAGGAAGAAGAAAGAAUAAAAACAGCACUCCUUUUCAACCCAAUCACACAUCCACACAUAAGAUCCACAGCACCACAGCUGAUCCCUGUCUGACAUCACAUCUGGAUUACUGUAUUCACGGACACUGCACGUAUCUGCACGACCUGAGAGAACCUGUCUGCAUAUGUAAGCGAGGUUAUGACGGUGAACGUUGUGGUAUUCAGCUCCUUCAUACAUCAAGCGUGCCAGACGACAGCGCUUCAGAGACGACCCACACUGCCCUUAUCAUCAUGGCUGUCGUCCUGUCAAUCAUCAGCUGUCUGGCCAUCUUACUCAUCAUCUGUGUGCAUUAUCGAACACACCAUCGCUUUCAGGCAGCUUUCCUGAGUUCUGCUGAUGAGAGACAGAAUCUAGAGAAAAAGAACAUGAUAUUAUAAAAGAGGAAGAGGUGUUACAGCAUUAGAUAUCACAAGAUCUCACUGGCACUACAGAUUUAUUGCACAUAGAACAUUGUAAUGUAUAUUUAUUGUUUGUACCUAUUUAUUAAGAAAGCAUUUUAUUUCCUACACUUUAGUGUAUGUGUCUAUUUUGAUAAUAAAAAGCAGUUAUUUGAUAUGUGUGAUAUUUAUUGACCUAAACGGAAUAAAGAAUAAAUUAUUUUA